AUGCGCAUUACAGGUACAAAAUCUAUCUAUAGCAUCAAGUGUCUCUUCAUCACAGUAGUGGUUUUGGUACUGCUCGGUGGUCCAUCUACAGAGGCAGAGGUUGACGAAAACACCGUCGCCGUCUGGCUCUUUGAUGAAGGUGCCGGCGAUGUAGUGAAAGACGUUUCCGGCAACGGACACGAUGGCGAAUUCGCCGGGAAACCUAAAUGGGUCAAGGCAGAAUUCGGGGGAGGAUUAGAAUUUCCCGGAGAUGACAGUGGAUACGUUGUCGUCAAGUCCACCAAAAAACUGGAAUUGGAAACGCUCAGUAUUGAGGCGUGGGUCAAAGUGGAAGAAUCCACAGGUAAAUGGCAGGGUAUUGUCUGCAAACAGCAGGCAGGGUGUGGCAAUCGUAACUACGGUAUCUGGGUUCAUGUAGAUCAGAGUGUUCUACAUUCGGAAAUUGGAGCAAAUGGGGCAUGUGGGUUUACUAUAGAUGCCACAACCGACAUCACUGACAACAAGUGGCAUCAUCUCGCCUUUACCUUUGAUGGCAAGAUGGGACGGGCUUACGUCGAUGGUGAGUUGGAAAUCGAAGCACCCAAUGGUACUACGUUUCAGAGUGCAGAUCCGAUUACACUUGGCGUACCGAAUCUCAAUAACGCAAAUGGAUUAAAGGGUAUCAUUGACGAGAUACGCAUCUCCAAUGUCGCACGAACCGAAGCGGAAAUUCAGGAAGCGAUGGAUGUCGGAUUAGCCGCAAUUCUCAACGUUGAACCCGGUGGCAAACUCGCAACACGGUGGGGAUACCUCAAGCGUGUACCAUAGGGCUUUUCAAAAUCGGUAGGUG
Messenger RNA from Geodia barretti, 829 nucleotides. The record is from the annotation of a GenBank genome assembly. NCBI's taxonomy places the organism in Eukaryota, Metazoa, Porifera, Demospongiae, Tetractinellida, Geodiidae.